CGAUCGUACCGAACGUCAGCGCGAUGGUGCUGACGGCGUGCGUGCGCGCACCUUCGCGAAGAUUUUGCACAUCUUACCAAGAGUCAGGCGACUUAAUUAAAUCGCCUUCUCCGCCUCCCAGCCACGAUGGUUCAGCGAGCGGCGAGGGUGAGGGCGACGCGAGCGGGGACGAGCGGUCGUCGGAGCCGCUGGCGCUGCCCAUGCCGCCUCGCGCGCCCACACACGCCGCCGCCAGCGCCGCCACCGCCGCCGUACUCAGCGCGGCGGGCGCGGGCAACGCGCUGGCGCAGCUGCAGCACCUGUUGCUGACGCAGCACGGCGCGCACUCCCUGCUGCUCCACACACAGGUGCAGCAGGCGGUGGCCCAGGCGGCGGCGCAGCAGCUGCAGCAACUGCAGGCGCGAGCCAACGCUCAGCCUACUGUUGAGGCGAGAUCUCCGUCGCCGCGGGGCUCCCCUCCAGGAGCGGGCGCGUUCCUCACACCGCACACGCCCGGGCCGGGCCGCGCCCGCUCGCCCCACGCGCUGCACGCGCACGCGCACGCCCUGCACGCGCACGCGCAUUCCCCGCACGGCCUGCACUCGCACUCGCCGCACGCGCCCGCCCACUCCCCGCUUCACGCGCACGCGCACAAGCCGCGCGCGCUCGACCCCGCCGACGACACAGCGGACCUCGAGGAGCUCGAACACUUCGCCAAGACCUUCAAACAACGAAGAAUCAAACUCGGCUUUACACAGGGCGACGUCGGUCUCGCUAUGGGCAAGCUGUACGGGAACGACUUCUCGCAGACCACAAUUUCAAGAUUCGAGGCCUUGAACUUGAGCUUCAAGAAUAUGUGCAAGUUGAAGCCCCUCCUGCAGAAGUGGUUGGAGGACGCGGACUCGUCGCUGAGCGGCGGCGGCGGCUCCACGGCGCUGGGCGCGGGGCUGGCCGAGGCCGUAGGCCGCCGCCGCAAGAAGCGCACGUCCAUCGAGUCGGGCGUGCGGGUCGCCCUCGAGAAGGCCUUCCUGCACAACCCCAAGCCCACCAGCGAGGAGAUCGCCGCGCUGGCUGAUUCCUUGUGCAUGGAAAAAGAAGUGGUGCGCGUUUGGUUCUGCAACCGCAGACAAAAGGAGAAGCGUAUAAACCCGCCGGCGGGCGAGGGCGGAGCGUCGUCGCCGAGCGGCGGGUCAUUGCUGCCGAUGCACCCGCUGCACGCGCACGCGCACGCGCACGCCCACGCCCACGCGCACAGCCCCGCCGCGCACGCCGCCCUGCAGGCCGCCGCGCUGCAGCCCCUGGCGCUGCUGGCGCGGCCGCCCCGCGACUGACGCCAACAUAUCGUGUAAAUACGCCGCCUGUACAGACUGUGUACAUAACAAUGUCGUUGUAAGUGAUCGUGCGCCGCGGGUAGACGACGAGCUCUGUUGCGCUCGGAACUGAUCUCUGGGGUGAUAGUGAGACGUGAGAUUUAUGAAACGAACAUGUCACACCGUUUUAUUGUUUCUUUGUUAGUAGUUUGUAAAUAAUGAGUAAAAGAUUAUUCAGUGUUCUCGGUAUUAUACUAUAAUAUAGCGAGCUCCUUAAUUAGCCGUGCGAGAAAGAUCCAAGCCACUGAUUGAGUAUACGACAUUGUAUAAGUGUUUAGAUCUCUAUUAUCUUUUGAAAUUGAAAAGAUUUAGGAACCACGUAAAGUUUUGAAAAGCUACGUUUUUUUUCUAAGGCAUGGUUAAAAUUAUUAUGCGCUCAGGAUCUUUGGCUCGAUCUACAGUUGAUAUAAAAUGAAUACUAAUUCACGCGUCUUUUACAUUUGAAAGUUUUGCAGAAGUUUAGAAUUCAGAACGGUCUCACAUGUAUUUUAUGUGCUACCGUGAAAACUAGGUACACACUUACCAUGCAUUUUAAUUUAUUGAUUAAGUAUACAUGGAUAACUUCCUGCGAAACGAACGAAUGUAAUCGACGCCAUAGCUCUACGAUUAUAUUGAAUUUAAAUAUUAAGUUUUAAUUUAUGUUGUUUUGUUUAACAUGUGUAAUGUAUAAAAUAUAAAUUAUUUUAUGUAUCAUAGUAUACGGAGACAUAGUGUAAUGUAUGACCGUAACGGACUUCGUCGUCGCGUAUCCGACACCGGAACCGGAACCGAAACCGGAACUUCCGUGGUCCGAUACAACGACGCCCGCGGCGCGCGGCCGGAGUAGCUUAAGGUAGCGUAGUGUGGUAGCGUAAGUUUAUAUGAUAUUGUGAAGUUUAUUUAUGUGAGGCGAGAGCGCCGUGUACAGACCCAUAUCACUUAGCGCAUGCGCAUGUAAGGUGGAUGUGUAGAACUAUCUAUAUGUUACAAU
This is a messenger RNA of Aricia agestis (brown argus), 2319 nucleotides long. RefSeq names its product silk gland factor 3-like. Lineage: Eukaryota; Metazoa; Arthropoda; Insecta; Lepidoptera; Lycaenidae. The coding region runs from base 24 to 1310 and encodes 428 amino acids. The transcript is spliced from 8 exons. The record is from RefSeq and is a predicted model, not a curated record. Gene Ontology annotation, molecular function: DNA-binding transcription factor activity, RNA polymerase II-specific; RNA polymerase II cis-regulatory region sequence-specific DNA binding. Gene Ontology annotation, biological process: regulation of transcription by RNA polymerase II.